Epinephelus moara (kelp grouper) is the source of this 7168-nucleotide messenger RNA. Its product is annotated as membrane-associated guanylate kinase, WW and PDZ domain-containing protein 3-like. Lineage: Eukaryota; Metazoa; Chordata; Actinopteri; Perciformes; Serranidae. Gene Ontology annotation, molecular function: protein binding. Bases 615 to 5069 code for a protein of 1484 amino acids. Gene Ontology annotation, biological process: signal transduction. The record is from RefSeq and is a predicted model, not a curated record. Gene Ontology annotation, cellular component: cytoplasm. The transcript has 21 exons.
UGUCUCACAGCUCAGUCACCAUGGGCUGGAUCUCAACCGCAUAAACCGCCAACCGGUGAUCGCUGCCGCCCGACUUGUAUUCUCAGCCUGCCCACAGGUAUAUGAGGGAUUUCUCGUUGACGCACUACAUUUCAGCGUCAGACACUCCACAGUCUGCCGCCGUGUGAGUAAAAUACUCUGUGUUUACAUUUAGUUUGGACUGCUCGGCGUCGGGAGACUCCUCAGGAGGCGAAGCAGAGCGCGGAUAUGGUUCCAGAGCACCGAUGGAGAGCGUGAAACCUGAAUUAUUCCCCUUUUAACAACCUCGCCGAUAUCAGCUCUCCUGUUUUACGCACAAGGAGCGCUUGGAAUUAUUGCGACCCAGGCAAGCGUGCGCACACCGGAGCACAAACCCGUGGCAUGACAGACCCGAGCGGCGGAUUGACGAGGUGAAUUCAGCCUCCUAAAUGUCAGGAAGAUGAAAUCUCCAGCAGCAGCAGCAGCAGCAGGUCGGGAGAAUAACUCAGGAGGGUUUAUUAGGCCGCGUCACUCCGCGUUCAUUUAACAACAGCAAACCCAAAGGCGACUGUAACCAGUUUAGUUGUUCGACACACAAACAAAAAAAGGGAGUAACCAUGUCCAGGACGCUGAAGAAGAAGAAACACUGGUCCAGUAAAGUGGUGGAGUGCGCGGUGUCAUGGGGGAACCUGGGGGACUUUGGCUCCGUGGUGGAGGUCCUGGGGGGAGCAGAGCUGGGACAGUUCCCCUACCUGGGCCAGAUGAAGCUGGACGUGCUGGUGUGUCACGUCGGGAAGCUGCCCUACUACGGGGACGUUUUGCUGGAGGUGAACGGGACGCCCGUCAGUGGACUUACAAACCGCGACACCCUGGCUGUCAUACGCCACUUUCGGGAGCCGAUCCGCCUGAAGACGGUCAAACCAGGUAAAGUAUUGAACACAGACCUGCGCCACUACCUCAGUCUGCAGUUUCAGAAGGGCUCGCUGGACCACAAGCUCCAACAGAUCAUACGCGACAACCUCUACCUACGCACCAUCCCCUGCACCACACGGCUUCCUCGUGACGGGGAGGUCCCAGGCGUGGACUACAACUUUAUCAGUGUGGGAGACUUCAGGAUUCUGGAGGAGAGCGGUCUUCUACUGGAGAGUGGCACCUAUGAUGGUAACUACUAUGGGACCCCGAAGCCCCCGGCGGAGCCCAACCUGGUGCAGCCUGACCUGGUGGAUCAGGUGCUGUUUGACGAAGACUACGGUGGCGAGGUCCCCAGGAAGCGCACCACUUCAGUUAGCAAGAUGGACAGGAAGGACAGCGUGGUCCCCGAGGAGGAGGAUGAUGAUGAAAGGCCACCGCUGGUCAAUGGAUUGCCUGAGCACAAAGAGGGGGCAGAGUGGAGGAAAGCGGUGCCCAGCUACACACAGUCCAGCAGCACCAUGGACUUCCGCACAUGGAGCUCUCUUCCCCGCGAUGACAGCCUGGAGCCGCUGCCCCUUAACUGGGAGAUGGCUUACACUGAGACCGGCAUGGUCUACUUCAUAGAUCACAAUACCAAGACGACUACGUGGUUGGACCCCCGCUUGGCAAAGAAGGCGAAGCCCCCUGAGAAGUGUGAGGAUGGAGAGUUACCUUACGGCUGGGAGGAAAUUGACGAUCCACAGUACGGCACCUACUACGUUGACCACAUCAACCAGAAAACCCAGUUUGAGAACCCGGUCCUGGAGGCAAAGAAGAAGCUGAGCCAGGAGACGGCUGCGAUCCAACAAGCUGCAACAGCACCUUCCCAAGGUAAGGGAGGAGCGUUUGGCUUCACCUCAGACCCCAGCGAACUGAAGGGUGAGAUGUACCACACAGCGCUGAAGAAGAGCUCCCAGGGAUUUGGAUUUACCAUCAUCGGAGGUGACCGCACGGAUGAGUUUCUGCAGGUGAAAAACGUGCUCAGCGACGGCCCUGCUGCACACGACAACAAGAUGGCGUCUGGUGAUGUGAUUGUUGAGAUUAACGGGAUGUCUGUGCUGGGGAAAACCCAUCCAGAGGUGGUGCAGAUGUUCCAGUCCAUUCCCAUCAACCAGUAUGUCGACAUGGUUCUCUGCCGUGGCUACCCGCUUCCUCCAGAUGUAGAUCUAGACAGCGAUGACCCUCUCCCACCUCCUCCUCCCCCACCGACCACUCAGCCCCAGCAGGCCCUGCAUGGCGGAGAGGUUGUGACAGCUGUGCCCCUCAUCAAUGGACAGCCGCUGCUUGUGAAAGGCGACGUCCUCCACGGCUCCUCGCAGGAGCUCCAUUACGUCACUACGGAUGCUAGCGGCCGGCCCGUGGUGGCGGCCCUGCCUAAUGGGAGGCAGGGGGAGCGGGGAGAAGUGGCCGCAGGGAUUCUGCAACCAGAGCUGGUGAGCGUGCCGCUCGUCAAAGGGCCUGGAGGAUUCGGGUUCGCUAUUGCUGACUGCCCGCUGGGUCAGAAGGUGAAGAUGAUCCUGGAUGCCCAGUGGUGCCGUGGCCUGCAGAAAGGAGAUGUCAUCAAGGAGAUCAACAGGCAAAAUGUCCAAACACUGAGUCACGCCCAAGUGGUGGACAUUCUCAAAGACUUACCAGUGGGCAGCGAGGUCAACGUGCUAGUGUUGCGAGGAGGUCAAACAUCCCCUGUGAAGAGCCUAAAGCCUAGACAGGAAAUGACGGCCAGUACAGAGACUCUGGACGGUAUCGCAGACUCCACCCCCCAGGCCCUGCCUUACCACUCCAACACGAGCACCCUGCGCUCCGCCGACUCCCCCAAACGAGACGUCACAGAGAUGUACCUGAAGUCCAAAGCCCUGCUGGAGAGCAGACAGCCUCACACCAAAGACAUUGAUGUUUUUCUCAAGAGAGACAUUGAAACAGGAUUUGGCUUCCGUGUUCUUGGAGGAGAGGGUCCACAACAGCCAAAUGUGUUUCCCCAGGUGUACAUUGGGGCCAUCGUGCCCAACGGAGCUGCAGAGAAAGAUGGUCGUCUGAGAGCCGGAGAUGAGCUCAUUGGCAUCGACGGUGUGAUGGUCAAAGGUCGUUCGCACAAGCAAGUCUUGGAUCUGAUGACCAACGCUGCCCGUAAUGGUCAAGUCAUGUUGACUGUACGCAGGAAGGUCAUCUACAGGGAUGCGACAGAGGAGGAGGCUCAAGAAAUGGCUCCAGUGCUGGUGAACGGUUCUCCCAAGCUACCUCGCCUGCCGAUGCCCAGCGCUCUGGACCACGAGUCUUUUGACAUCACGCUCCACCGCAAAGACUCAGAGGGCUUCGGCUUUGUCAUCCUCACCUCUAAGAGUAAACCGCCGCAUGGAGUUAUUCCGCACAAAAUUGGCCGGAUCAUUGAAGGAAGUCCGACCGACCGCUGCGGCCUGCUGCACGUCGGAGAUCGUAUCUCGGCGGUCAACGGGCGCUCCAUCAUCGAGCUCUCUCACAAUGACAUUGUUCAGCUUAUCAAAGAUGCUGGCAAUGUUGUCACCCUCACUGUGGUUCCUGAGGAUGAGUACAAGGGCCCUCCGUCUGGAGCCAGUUCAGCUAAACAGAGUCCAGCUCUUCAGCACAGAGCCGUGGGGCAAAGGUCAGCGCUACAGGAUGAACGUUAUAACCUGGACCUGGAUGAGAAAAGGGAGGGAGUCAACUGGUCUGAACACAAGACUCUUCCACUUAGUGAGCAGGGAACGCUGUGCGUGACAGGACCCAACCAGGGUUGUCUGACAGUGGAGUUAGAGAGGGGUCCCAGGGGCUUUGGCUUCAGUCUGCGAGGGGGGACAGAGUACAACAUGGGCCUGUACAUCCUGAGACUGGCUGAGGAUGGACCUGCUCAGCUGGACGGAAGGAUCCAUGUCGGAGAUGAGAUAGUGGAGAUUAACGGGGAGCCGGCACGCGGCAUUUCUCAUACACGGGCUAUUGAGCUGAUCCAGGCUGGAGGAAACAAAGUGGUACUGCUGCUGAGACCUGGGGCGGGCCUGGCUCAAGAUGGCAGUCAACAUGAUCAAAAACCCAUUUCACCCGCAAGCUAUUCCGGAGAUGUUUUCUCUGACACAUCACCCCUGUCCUCUCCAUAUCCCACUGGGGCUUCCAUCUUUGUUUCCUCUCCCUUCUCCGGCAAACUGAAACAUUCUCACAGCUGGAGCAGCAUCUCCCCGCAAGGCCUCAAGCCCCGCGGCAGCAGGGGUUUAAGCUCAGUGGAGGAGAUUAGUGAGUGGGCAGACAAAGAGGUAGAAAGGCUCUCUCCCGCCUCCCCUGAGCACAUGAACUUCUACAAGAGGACCAGGCCCCCAAAGGACUCCAGAGAGCUAAGUAGCCCAAAGAAAACAGGGGAGACAUUUCCUAAAGCCAAAGAGCAACAUCACGGUCCCAAAAAGGCUGAGAGUCAGGCGAAGGAAGAAACACUGAGCAGGAACAGGACGUCUCUCACACAGACAAAAACACGAUCCUCAAGCCCUCGGAAGUCUCCUCAAGAUGGACAGCGAGCGGCUCCGACCUUGCAGCGUGCUGAGCAUCAACAAGGCCCUCAGAGGAGAUUAAAAGACUCUUCCAGCAGAGAGAGCUUGAAUCUUGAAAAGAAAAACGGCAAAGGAGGGAAUCUCGAGAUCAGACGAUACUCUCAAACACGGGAGAUGGAAGGGAGAGGAGAAAGGACAAGGCCUGGCCGUGAGCAAGUAAGUUUCAAAAGGAGGGUGGCAGGAGACCCUCGACUCCACAGGACAUCUCCUCAGAUAGUCAGAGAGGGCGAUAAAGGUACAGGUAAAGACUCAGGGCAGAGAGAUACUAAUGGAAAGUACAAAUCCACAGAAGACAGGAAUACAAGCAAAGAAACCAUCAACAAAAGGGAAUCGCUGCAGUCUUUUAAAGAUAUGUGGAGUAAAAAAGGUUCUGUGGUUCCACCGAGAGAGGCGAAAGGAAGAGAGGACACAUUUUCUUACUCCAAAGAAGCCAGUAGUAAAGACUUUGUGGCCUCUAUAAACAGUUCUCCAGGGACGUCGCAGAGCCCAAAGGGACCUAUUAGCCCCGGCCCUUGGAAAGUGCCCAGCUCAGCCAAAAUCCUCUCCCAGGCAGAGGUCCUUCGUGACCCAUUGUGAUAGAAUAUUGAAUCACCCAGACUUGAGAAUAUUUAACAGUACCCUCAGCGGAUUGUUUUCUGAGUUCUUCCAUAAAACAGAGAAGUGCAACAUGGUGCCACUUUUCUUACCUUUGGACCAUGUUCAGAUUUGUCUUUUGACUCUGUCUUUUUUGGGAGUCCUGUGACAUCACGUGUUGGCAUGUAGCAGCUCCCCCCUCCGCCUUGUCCGCUGCUUUAGCAUCUUCGAUGUGGAACUCAAGCAUGUGCGGCAUGCUCGGGGCCUCGCCAGACGAGACAUUUUGAAAUGUGAAUAUGUGCCAAUCCUGGGAGCCUCCUGUGGAACAACGACUACCAACAGCGCUUCACCCAUUACAAUGCAAUGACCCAUAUGCAAAGAAAGGAGAUAGGCCCUCGCCUCUCGCCUGUAGUAUACACCAAGUGUGACUGUCAUCGAGGGUUUGAUUUAGCUCUCGGCCUCAUUGUGGGAUAUUUUGACUGUCUUUUUCUUAAUCGUUUGCUCAACUGCAUGCAGUCGGUCCUUCUGUUUGUUUUACUGCACGUGUUCUGCACAUCACUGAGGAUGAUCCUGUUUCUUGUUUAUAGUUCCCAUUCUCAACACCAGGCAGAUUUCUAACACAAUCCAGCAAGCGUUCACUUUACCGGGGACUCUAGACUGUUCUAUGAUUAUAGACGUGGCUCUCCUCCAUACAAACAGUAUCAUUCAAAAGACCAGAAACUUGUGGUUUGAGAUCUUGUUUACCAUGUGUACGAUAACCAACCAGUGUGCAAUUUAUUGAGACGAUAGAUUAUUACGUGUAUAUGUAGCUGUACCAAGCCAUUCCACAUUUUGAUAUAGACUUCAAAGAUUUGUCCCAUGUCAUUUGAGCUUUCACUGUCCCUCCGAUGUACUUCAGUGGUAGGACUUACCAUGGAUCUUGUAGUUCAUGAAAUGUAUAGGUAAUGUGCAAACCGCUGUACCAAAUGUUUGCAAUCGCUCAAAACGUGUCUCAUUGUGAAAUAUAAUAUAAUAUAUAUAUUUGAAUGUGUCAUGUUUUGCAGAUUCUAACUUUUAAAUAUCUAUUGAAUUCCAUUGCACUGCAUCUGCCCUUGUAGCAUAACAGAAUGACCAUGAGUUGUAUUUAAUUCGUGAUGUUGACUUGCUACCAAUGCCAUUUUAUUAUUAUUGUUAUUUUAUAAAGCUGUUUCAUUUUUUCUAAAAAAAAAAAAAAUUAUAUAUACAUAUAUAUAUAUAUCACUGUCUAAGGUCAAAAUGGCAAUUUAUAUAAUAAUGUGGAAGUCCCUGAUGGUUUUACCUUUGCCUACUGAGAAAAGAAAAAUGAGGGUUUUUAAUGUGUUUGUCAGUCCUGCUGUAUAAUUAUCUGCCAGGGUAGCGUGAAGGAUGAUGGAUCUUAGAGAGUGAUGAGGUAGUUUACUGAGAUAUCGAGCAUGCUGCUGAUGUGAGACAGGUAUACAAAUAUCCCACCUUCCUGCAUAUUUUAAGGGUUGUUAAGCUGAUGGCCAUAAGAUAGAUAAUUGGUUCCAACUUGUCAAAUAUCGAUGCUUGGUGAGUGGCCCUUGGCAUCAGGUACAGACGCACCAAGGCACCCUUUAUCGGCGGUAUGAUAGACACUGGGCAAUUGUUGAUACUCUGAGCAACUGCCAUAGUAUAAGGAGCAAGAAAGUCCACACAGGGCAGACGGGAGGGGAGGUGGAUGGGUCAAACAAAUUGUUGGUGUACCGUGAAACCAAAAAUAACUCAAGUUAUUUUCAGAAGUAACUGCACCCCAGAGUUUUGGCUGAAGUGCCUCUACAUUGAAAAUUCACAAAAUGCCUCUACAACGUGAAAAAAGUAUCAACAUGGGCAGCAUAGGGCUAAGACACAUCCAGUCACUCCUUUGUACUGUGCAGAGGAGUGAUGGAGGGAGGAAGCGGCGGUCAAGCUGGUCUCACUCCGAAGUCGUUGAAAUUCGGCGCUUAGGCAGUGACUUGUGGUGUCAGACACUGACGAAAAAAGCUUUAAUGUCGGCAUGAUAUGCGGCUGGUCGUUGUUAUAGUUUAAAGGCGCUCAGCAGCAUCACGGGGAAACACGGCGGGACGAGAAUGAAAGUUAAGGCAGCA